Molecule: messenger RNA, 1181 nt
Organism: Humulus lupulus (European hop)
Lineage: Eukaryota; Viridiplantae; Streptophyta; Magnoliopsida; Rosales; Cannabaceae
Product: phenylacetaldehyde reductase-like
Exons: 6
Coding region: 49-1023 (324 amino acids)
Molecular function (GO): oxidoreductase activity, acting on the CH-OH group of donors, NAD or NADP as acceptor
Source: RefSeq, a predicted model, not a curated record
GCCAUUUCUUAUAUAUCUAAUAGAUAUGUAAACACUGAAGAGUGAGAGAUGAGUGGCAUAGGAAAGGUGGUGUGUGUAACAGGAGCAUCAGGCUACAUAGCCUCAUGGCUAGUUAAGCUCUUACUACAGCAGGGAUACACUGUCAAUGCAUCUGUUCGUGAUCCAAAUGAUUCAGAGAAAACAGCUCACUUGGUUGCACUAGAUGGAGCUAAAGAAAGGCUUCAUUUGUUCAAAGCAAAUCUGUUGGAAGAAGGGUCUUUUGACUCUGCUGUCAAUGGAUGUGAUGGGGUAUUUCAUACAGCUUCUCCUGUAAUCGGCUCAAUCAUUGAUCCAAAGGCACAACUGAUUGAUCCAGCAGUGAAGGGAACACUUAAUGUUCUGAGGUCAUGUGCAAAAGUUCCAUCCAUAAAGAGAGUGGUCAUAACUUCUUCCCUUUCUUCUGUUUUUGAGAAUGGAAAACCUCUAACCUCUGAUGUGGUGGUUGAUGAGACAUGGUUUUCUGAUACUGUUCACUGCCAGAAAUUUCAGCACUGGUAUGCGCUUUCGAAAACUCUGGCUGAGGAGGCUGCCUGGAAAUUUGGCAAGGAAAAUGGGAUCGAUUUGGUCACCAUUCAUCCAGGACUUGUUAUUGGUCCUCUCUUACAGCCAACUAUUAAUACAACUACACAGCUUAUUCUGAAUCAAAUCAAUGGAGUUCAACCAGUCCUCAAUAAAGUUUAUCAUUUUGUUGAUGUUAGGGAUGUUGCCAAUGCACAUAUUCAAGCUUUUGAAGUUGCUUCAGCUAGUGGAAGAUACUGUGUUGCUGGGCCUGCUGUACAUAUGUUAGAGUCUUUAAAGAUUUUACAGCAUCUUUACCCUUCUUUAAGCAUCCCUGAGAAAUGUGAAGAUAGUGAACCUCUUAAGCCAAAGUACCAAAUAUCAGAUUUGAAGGCAAAACAUUUGGGAAUUAACUUCAUUCCCUUGGAAGUGAGUUUGAGAGAGACUGUAGAAAGCCUCAGGGAAAAGGGUCAAUUUAGCUUCUAAUAAUAUUGGCCAUUCAAAGCCACUCUUAAUAAAUCAUUUGUACUGUAUAAUUGUACUGGUUUUAAAGCCAUGAGCUUUGUGUGUAAUUUUAAAGAUUUGUGCUUGAUGAAGCAACCAACUUUUCUACACAUUGUUCAUAACAUGUUCAGUUCAACUAA